UUCCAUUGCAGUUUUGAUGACAUACUUUUUUUUGUUGGUAGUUGAGGAAAACAAUUGGAAAAAAUACCUUUAAGCAACAAAAAAAUGGCCGAGGUGCCGUCGCCGCAAAUGACGGAACAACUGAACAACGAGGAGGUGCGGGAGAUUCUGAAAAACACCACAGAUCUGCGACAGUAUUCACGACAGAUUGAAAAAGAGUUUAAGGAGGUGGAGAAUAAGUCCAUAGAAGACUACAUAGCGGAAUCCCAGAAUAUUGCCAACCUGCACAAUCAGAUAAACGAUUGCGACGAUGUCCUGGAGCGUAUGGAAAAUAUGUUGAUGAGCUUCCAGAGCGUUUUGAACAACAUCAGCACUGAGAUCACGCAGCUCCAAAGAAAAUCCGUAUCCAUGUCGCUCCAACUGACCAAUCGUCAAUCGGUCAAGGCUCAGUUAUCCCAGUUUAUCGAGGACAUGGCCGUGUCCGAGGAGAUGAUCAACAUAAUAAUGGAAACGCCGGUUACGGAGCGGGAUUUCAGCACUCAGUUGAAUGUACUGAAUCACAAACUCUCACUGGUCAAGGAGCUCAGCUUCAACGAGUCCAAGUCCACCAGCGAUGUGAGCGAUGUGCUGCAGAAGCUUCGACUCAAAGCCAUGGCCAAGAUUCGCUCCUAUCUGCUGGAGCAGAUUUACAAGUUCCGGAAGCCCAUGACAAACUACCAAAUUCCGCAGAACGCCAUGCUAAAGCACAAAUUCUUCUUCGAGUUCAUCCUGUCCAAUGAGCGGCAUGUGGCGCAGGAAAUAUGCAGCGAAUACAUCGAUACGAUGGGCAAAAUAUACUAUAGCUAUUUUAAGAGUUACUCCACACGCUUGACGAGCCUCAAAUUCGAGGAAUCCUGCACAAAGGAUGAUCUGAUGGGCAUCGAGGAUAAUGCAUCCAAAGGUUUAUUUUCCAAGACAACGAGUCUGAAGCACAAGAGCACCAUUUUCACAAUAGGAAAACGAGGCGAUAUACUUAACCAGCAGCUGGAGGCACCUAUUAUAGUGCCACAUGCGCAGCUCAAGAAUCGAUACACAGUAGAAGCUCUCUUUCGGUCUGAGCAAUACGCCUUAGUAGAUAAUGCCUGUCGGGAAUACCUCUUUGUCACCGAGUUUUUUAUGGUUCGCGGCACCCAAGCGCAAGAUUUGUUCAACCAAAUCAUGGGUAAAACCCUAACUCUGAUGAUUAAAAAUCUGGAGACCUCCAUACACGACUGUUUCGAUACCAUAGCCAUGUUUCUGUGCAUCCAUCUCAUUUUCCGCUAUCAGCUAAUGUGUCACAAGCGUUGUGUUCCCGCAUUGGAUAAAUACUGGGACUCCCUGCAAGCGGUUAUAUGGCCACGUUUAGAACUUGUAUUCCGCUUAAACAUCCAGAGCAUACAUGACUGUGAUCCAACCAAAUUCAACAAGGAAUUGGGACCGCACUACAUAACACGACGCUACGCAGAGUUUAGUGCGGCCAUUGUGGGAAUCUCAGAGCAUUUUCCUAAUGAAUUGGUAAGCCGACUGCUUCUGGAACUGCAAAAUGAAGUCGAGUGCUUUAUUCUUCGCAUGGCCGCAAUAUUUCCAACGCGAAAGGAUCAGCUUAUCUACUUAAUAAACAACUACGAUUUGGUUCUGGGUGUGCUGAUGGAGCACACGCGAGAUAACUCCAAGGAAGCAGAGGCGUUUAGAGAGCAGCUCAACUCCCGCAGUGCAGAAUAUGUUGAAGAGAUACUGGCCCCACAUUUCGGAGGCAUUAUUCAGUUUGUCAAGGAGUGCGAGCACUUUUUCGAGAAGGAACAAAUGGAUGAGCUGCGGAAGCAGGAGCGAAGAAGUCUAGCUUUGGUGGCCAGCUUCUCGGCCAACUGGAAGAAAUCUCUGGAGGAGCUGAACAGAGAGGUGCUUCUCUCAUUUCCUUCUUUGCUGACGGGCUCCCAGCUGCUGCAGCUCGCGUUGGCCAGUUUGGUGCAAUACUACCACCGCUUCCACAAGCUCCUCACGCCCAAUGCCCGCGCCCAGCUGACAAACAUCCACGUAGUGAUGGUGGAGAUCAAAAAGUACAAGAGCAAUUACUGA
Messenger RNA from Drosophila teissieri, 2073 nucleotides. RefSeq names its product vacuolar protein sorting-associated protein 52 homolog (gene Vps52). The coding region runs from base 85 to 2073 and encodes 662 amino acids. Gene Ontology annotation, biological process: Golgi to vacuole transport; lysosomal transport; endocytic recycling. The record is from RefSeq and is a predicted model, not a curated record. Lineage: Eukaryota; Metazoa; Arthropoda; Insecta; Diptera; Drosophilidae. Gene Ontology annotation, cellular component: GARP complex. The transcript is spliced from 7 exons. Gene Ontology annotation, molecular function: syntaxin binding.